UCCAUCUUAAAUGAAAUAUACAUACAACUUAUUUUAUGUAUUAGGAUAUAGAGAAGAAAAAAAUAACAGCAUUCUUUUUAAUUUAUUUGAGUUUUUAUAUAAAAUUCUAAUAAGAAUCAAAUAAAAUAAUAUUGAAUACUAAUUAAAUAAAUCUUAAAAAUGGUGGUGAUUUAGAGUAGGCCACGUGUUAACAAUUUUGAGAGUAGGCAAAUAAGAUUGUGAAAAUAAACGGGGCCCGUUAGGCCCACCAAGCCCAUUAGGCCACACGAUCUCACCGCCAUGGCAGCUCGUUUCGCGAGGUCAAUCGGAGCUUUAUCGUCCUCCGCUACUCAUAGAUCGGCGGCCGGAAUUGAAGCCGUCAGUUAUGGCGUCUUCAAGCCACGAUUGGCAUCAUCGUCUUCUUCUCCAGAAAGUGAGUUUCCUAAAACUGAUAAUAAAAAAAUGACUGAUCGUCUCUCCGGUGUCAUCGACGUGGUUAACGAUCGUAAGCUUCCGCCUGAACUUCGAGGUCAACGUGACGCCGUUAGGUCGGAAACUGACAUUAUCAAUGUUGUUGAACAACGAAUAUGGCAUUCCAUGGAAGAAGGGCAAUUUGAGAACUUACCUGGGAAGGGAAAACCGUUAGACCUCAAUACUAAUCCUCAUGCUGAUCCAGCUGAAGAUACCUUGUAUAGGAUUCUCUCUAGAAAUAAAUGUGCACCUGAGUGGGUUGAAUUGAACAAAGAGAUAAGAGAUAGAGUCGUUGAGUGGAGAUCAGCACUUAAAAGGGCAUGGACGCACCAGGGCUCUGUCGAUGAUUCUAUAUGGAUCGAGGCAUCCGACUCUCUAAAGCUGCAGAUACGUGACAUCAAUAACAAGGUUUUCCGAUACAACCUUAUCGUCCCUUUUGGACGCCAAAUGCUCGGACUCAAGUGGGAGAAGGAAAUGGACCGACUGAAAGAAGAAAAUACAGGGAGCUGAACAUUUUCCAGGUCUCAUUGCAGGUGUAGUUUAUCACAUGAAAAUGGAAACUGUUGUAUGCGCGUGGGGGCAUGGGGGUGUUCCUUGUGUCCUUGCUUCUUGUUUUCGCCGUUCCUUGUCCAGUAUUUUGGUAAUUCUUGUUUUUCAGUCUGUUAAACAGUCAAUCUGGAGUCUUUGUUUUUAUACAAGUUAAAUCCAAGAUUAUUGUAUCGAAGACCCAAAUAUUUAUAAGUA
Messenger RNA from Solanum lycopersicum (tomato), 1194 nucleotides. RefSeq lists its product as uncharacterized. The record is from RefSeq and is a predicted model, not a curated record. Lineage: Eukaryota; Viridiplantae; Streptophyta; Magnoliopsida; Solanales; Solanaceae.